GGAAGUCAAGGUAGCCAUGCUUUACGCCGAAGUCGACCCCCGCCUCCAAAGGUAUUGCAUAGUGGAUGGAUCUCGUUUGCACUUGAAAAUCCAUGGCGUCCCCAUGUCUGACGAACUCCUUGACGCCGCGAUUCGAGCUGUGCGAAUGAAUGCAAACAUUACUGCCCUCACACUGAGCCACCUUGGAUGUGGGCCAAAGAUGGCAGUGGUAGUCGCAGAUAUGCUCGAGCAUAAGUCUAGUCUCACGUCGUGUGACUUGAGCGGAAACUCAAUCGGUUCCCACGGUUCGAAGUGCCUGUCCUUGUCGCUCCAUGCCAACGCAAGACUUCGCCGCCUCUCGCUUCGGCAAUGCAACCUUGGCUCGGAUGGUAUUGCCGAUUGGGCAAUGUUUAUUCAACGGGGCCGCAACACCGUUCUAGAUAUGCUCGAUCUGUCUCGCAACCGAAUUGACGACGACGGCGCAGCGAUGUUGGCAUCGGCCCUUCAGCAGCUCAAGUUUACUCCGACACCGACGCGGAAAUGGCGCAUCAACCUCCUCGGGAAUGCCAUCACAGACGCAGGAGUCGCUCACUUGGCUAGUGCGAUGAAAAAAUGCACAGUAGUUACGUCGAUUGAUGUGGCCAACUCCAAGGCCUACGGAAUCGAACAGCCAGAGCGAGUCGUGUUCAUCGAACACUGCGCCCGCCGGAACACCCGUCAAGUGGCUCAUCAAGUCGCAGAAGAGGUGGUUCGAGCGAUGGCCCAAUCUGAGCGAAAGGCCGAAAUCACUCGACUGGAGCAUGUGCAGCUGACGGAAGUGGACUGUGUCAGCCUGGGCCACGCCCUACGUCGAUCGCACGCAACCACGCACCUCGUUCUUCGAAACAACACCCUCACGCUGGCGGGGCUUCGGCUCUUCGCCCCUAGCUUGUCCGUGUCGAUGUCGCUCUUUAGCAUCACCCUUGUGGACAAUAACGUUGGCGGGGAUGGUUUAUUUGCCCUUCUCAUGGCCAUUCGCGACAACUCGACGGAGUGGCCCCUACGGGAGCUGCACAUCAUCAACUCCACUGCAACUUGUCCUACGUGGCCAAGACGACUGAAUGCCCAUAUUUACCACACAUUUGUGCAGGGAACCGUCCGGCUAACUGCUUUGACACUGGCCAACUGCGGCCUCCAAGACGUGGACGUCGCUGCUCUCGUCGCUGGAAUUGCAUGGGGCUGCUCGUUUGAACGUUUGAAUCUUGCUCGAAACCACAUGACCGAUCACGUCUUAUCUGUGUUCCAAGUGCUCUUUCACCGGUGCUUAACCCUUCAAAGUCUGGAUGUGGGAGGUAACCAAUGCACUUUGAACGGCGUAGUGGAUCUGGUGAAGGCGGCGGUCAACCACCCACGGCUCCACGCCCUUCACUUAGGUCGCUUUCCAUGCUUGGACAACGCGAUUCUUCGUAUCGACGCCGUAGUUCAAACGAGUAGUCAAUUGCGUAUCUUAGAAGUCAGUGCCAGUCAUGAACACUCGAAGUAUGCUCCAGUUAUGAUGGCGCUGCGAGCUAAAGUACAAGCCAACCACCACCAGCACAAGCUCAACAUCAGCAGCACCACGACCAUCAACUCCCCCAGUGAACAGAACCAUGCUAACAAUGCUGACAAUGGUGGGGGCAAAGACCAGCACGUUCGAUGGUGUCGGAUGCAAUAUGUGGCUCGACAAGUGGCUCGAGAUGCCAUCGCGUGGCACCUUCGGCCGGUCACCGUUCUGUACGUGGCCGAACAACUAUGUAUGCAACGUCAAGACAUGAAUGCAACGGUGGUGCUGGACACCCACGCCAUGACGGUCAACGACUGGAAUGUGUCGUUGGUGUGGGACCUCAUGGUCGAAGUGCUAUGCAUGCAUCGAUGUGACCUCAAUGUCCACAUAGUGUAUGAAUGCCUCAGCAUGGCAGGCGAAGAUAGUAGACGUUGAUCACAUUGAAUGCAACACAACAAGGCUUAGAUUCGUCAUGGAUGUACGAUACAGUCUGUAUUGACUGUGAGUAGAUUGUAAUACACACGAGAUUGCAG
Aphanomyces astaci is the source of this 2034-nucleotide messenger RNA. RefSeq lists its product as hypothetical. The transcript has 6 exons. The record is from RefSeq and is a predicted model, not a curated record. Gene Ontology annotation, cellular component: cytosol; nucleus; perinuclear region of cytoplasm. Lineage: Eukaryota; Oomycota; Saprolegniomycetes; Saprolegniales; Verrucalvaceae. The coding region runs from base 17 to 1936 and encodes 639 amino acids. Gene Ontology annotation, biological process: nucleocytoplasmic transport; activation of GTPase activity. Gene Ontology annotation, molecular function: GTPase activator activity; small GTPase binding.